GCUCUGCCAGAGCCGUUCCCUCUGGCUACCGUUACUGCAGGAUCUCUGCAAAUUGAGGUGACUGCUGCCAUCUUUCUCUCCUUUCUCCCAGUUAAGAGUACAGUUGAUGGCCUGAUGAAAGAAGUGAGGUCAAGAACGGAAGAGUUGGCUAAAAACACUCGUACAGACCAGGCUCUGCUGGAUGAACUGGUUGAAUUCCGGAAGAAAACAACCAUGAAGCUCAAGGAGGCUUUAAAGGAACAUCAGACAAAAGCUUGUGACAAGGCAACUUGUGACUCACUCCAAUAUAAUGUUUUGGAUUGUGUCAGAUGUAAAGAUGCCAAUGCCAUUUGUUACACGAUACACCAGUGCUUUGUGGAUUCCCAGGACCGCCUCACUCUUCGCUACGGACCAGUCCUGUGGGAUCCCAACAUUGCCCAAAACGGAGUGGCCAUUGUCCUGUGCAUGGGCGGAGUGCUGUUCUUGGUGAUCAUAGGCGUGAUUAUAUCAUACUGGAGAAACCGGCUCUAUCUGUAUGUUUAGUCAAGAUCCUCUCGCUGCUAUGGGACGUCUGAUGGAAAAGAUUCUCUUUUACCUCCACUGGUGAAGUGCAGGACUCGGGCCACACAACCGCUUCCCAAACUGCUUGUUCUGCCACAACCAAACCUUAUCUUUACUUGACCAAUGCAGUCUGCCCUCCAUUGGCCUUCCCAUUACCAAAUAUCCCAUAAUAAACAUAGAUCCCAA
Messenger RNA from Heteronotia binoei (common prickly gecko), 726 nucleotides. It is a transcript of the gene IZUMO2, whose product is annotated as IZUMO family member 2. NCBI's taxonomy places the organism in Eukaryota, Metazoa, Chordata, Lepidosauria, Squamata, Gekkonidae. The record is from RefSeq and is a predicted model, not a curated record. The transcript has 6 exons. Bases 115 to 522 code for a protein of 135 amino acids.